AAGUCAAAACUAUUGUCGACUGUCAGUUUCUUUGAAAUACAUUUGUGAAUUUAAGUCGAAAAUUAUCUUUUUCUCGUUAAGACUUUAAAAGAAGAACAGUAACAAAAAAUGUCACUACGUCUAGGAGGCGCUCUCAAAGAGCUGAGAAUUCAUUUAUGUCAAACAAGUAAACAGUCAGCUGGUGUACGAGAGUUCAUUCAAAAGAACUAUGUAAAUAUCAAGAAGGAGAACCCUAACUUUCCAAUCUUGAUACGCGAGUGUAGUGGAAUUCAGCCCCGGGUUUGGGCUCGCUAUGAUAAAGGUGUAGAAAGCAGCACUCCACUAACAAAUUUAGCUGCCAAUGAUGUGCUAUCUGCUAUUAAGCAGCUUGUGAAAUAAAUAUUUUAAAUUAUGUUAGUAAUUAGUUACAGUAUAUUUUGAGUUUAAUUAAAACACCAUUUAAUAAA
Messenger RNA from Nymphalis io (European peacock), 446 nucleotides. It is a transcript of the gene ND-B8, whose product is annotated as NADH dehydrogenase [ubiquinone] 1 alpha subcomplex subunit 2. Lineage: Eukaryota; Metazoa; Arthropoda; Insecta; Lepidoptera; Nymphalidae. The transcript has 3 exons. Bases 109 to 378 code for a protein of 89 amino acids. The record is from RefSeq and is a predicted model, not a curated record.